UCUUACUGACUCUGUUGCUCUCUGCUCAGCACAGCCUGUUUAUCCACCUGCCCUCUUUUUCUCCUCCUCCAUCAUGAGUCUGAGUCGCACCAAGAGGAUCAGCUCCAGUAGCUCUGUGCGCAGCAGCAGCGGCUCCAGGAGGCUGAGCGGGUUCGGUCCGGUUCAGGGGGGUUUCAGCGGGAUCUCUCUAAGCAGCAGCUCUUUGUAUGCCAGUACCAAUGGGCAUCACCACGGGCUGGCCUCCCCGCUGGCGUCCCUGUCCGUUAACAAGAGCCUGCUGGCCCCCCUCAACCUGGAGAUCGACCCCAACCUGUCGAUGAGCCGAGCCCACGAGAAGGAGCAGAUCAAGAGCCUCAACAACCGCUUUGCCACCUUCAUAGACAAGGUGCGUUUCCUGGAGCAGCAAAAUAAGAUGCUGGAGACCAAAUACGAGCUGCUGCAGGGUCAGGGGGUGGGCCGCUCCAACGUGGAGCCCCUGUUCGAGGCCUACAUGGCGGGUCUGCGGCGUCAGAUGGACCUGGUCAACAACGACAAGAUCAAACUGGACGGAGAGCUGAGGAACAUGCAGGGCCUGGUGGAGGACUACAAGCACAAAUACGAGGACGAGAUCAACAAGAGAAACAACCUGGAGAACGACUUUGUUAUCCUAAAGAAGGAUGUAGACUCAGCCUACCUGGUGAAGGCCGAUCUGGAGGAUAAGGUCGGAUCUCUUACUGAUGAGAUCAACUUCCUGCGCAACAUCUAUGAGGAGGAGCUGCGUGAGUUGCAGGCGAGCAUCAAAGACACGUCCGUGGUGGUACAGAUGGACAACAGCCGCAGCCUGAACAUGGAGAAAAUCGUGGCCGAGGUCAAAGCUCAGUACGAAGAGAUCGCAGCCCACAGCCGAGAGGACGCUGAGGCCUGGUACAAGAGCAAAUUCGACCAGAUGUCUGAUCAGGCGAGUCGGUUUGGAGACGAGCUCCGCAACGUGAAGGGAGAGGUCGCAGAGGUCAACAGGCUGAUCAGUCGACUGCAGAGCGAGAUCGAGGCCGUCAAAGCUCAGCGUGGCGGUCUGGAGAACCAGCUGGCUGAGGCUGAGGAGCGUGGAGAGCUCGCUGUGAAAGAAGCCAAAGCACGGACCAGAGACCUGGAGGACGCCCUGCAGAGAGCCAAACAGGACAUGGCCCGGCAGCUCAGAGAGUACCAGGACUUGAUGAACCUGAAACUGGCUCUGGAUAUUGAGAUCGCCACCUACAGGAAGCUGCUGGAGGGGGAGGAGGACAGAAUUGGGCAUCAGUCCAUCCUCAACAUCCAGGCCGUCUCCAACUACAGUACAAAGAGUUCCAACGGUUACCACAGCAACAGCAGCUCUCCAGCUCCCAAACUGCUGAUCAAGACAACAGAGACCCGAGACGUCAGCAGAUACAGCUCUCACUGAGACCAUCACACAGCAUGCAUGCUGCUUCAUACAUACAGUUAUCUAAAGAUCACAUUUUCUACCUUUAGUACUCCUCUUUAGUUUCCUGCAUUUCUUUAUCUAACGUCACAGAUUGAAUUUUUUAUCAGCAUGCUAUUCAAACUCUCAUAAAGGAUUAAAAUACUCGUAAAUAUAAACAUGAACGCCUCACAUAGAAACACAGAUUCACUGACUUUAAGGUGUCUCCAUGUGUGAGGGGGGGCGGGGACAUUUAGUGAUCUGUAUUGUCUAACUGUAGAAAUAUUAAAAACAUGAAUUAUAAUCAUAGAGAAACUUCAAUAUGGAGGAACUAUUUCUGGGAAUGUCUUUACAUAUGUUGCUCUUUUAUUGAGAUUUUAUUUUUUCUGUCCUUAAAUCUUCAACGCUCCGGUCUUUCUAACAAACACUGAAUUCGAUUUUAAAUUAGAGGCUAGAUUAUUUAGUUAACUCUCUUAAAGUCAGGGUUGGUAAUUUCCUCCAGAUCCACUUUUUUCAAAUUCUGGUUG
Messenger RNA from Labrus bergylta (ballan wrasse), 1941 nucleotides. Its product is annotated as intermediate filament protein ON3. The record is from RefSeq and is a predicted model, not a curated record. NCBI's taxonomy places the organism in Eukaryota, Metazoa, Chordata, Actinopteri, Labriformes, Labridae. Gene Ontology annotation, cellular component: keratin filament. Gene Ontology annotation, biological process: intermediate filament organization; keratinization. Gene Ontology annotation, molecular function: structural constituent of skin epidermis.